Cyphomyrmex costatus is the source of this 917-nucleotide messenger RNA. It is a transcript of the gene Jhbp2, whose product is annotated as Juvenile hormone binding protein 2. Gene Ontology annotation, biological process: multicellular organismal reproductive process. The record is from RefSeq and is a predicted model, not a curated record. The transcript has 3 exons. NCBI's taxonomy places the organism in Eukaryota, Metazoa, Arthropoda, Insecta, Hymenoptera, Formicidae. The coding region runs from base 84 to 842 and encodes 252 amino acids.
CUGAUCGUUCCGUAGAGUGUCUCGGUAGGUACCGGUUGAUCAUAACGAAGAAAGGAAAGAAGAAAUAAAAUAGCUUGCUAGAUAUGAGGAAUACUAUACUACUGUGCUACGCAUGCUCGCUGCUGAUUGGCGCCCAGGCCAUUGGAAGAUAUAGGGGCCUAGAAUUUUUAGAGCCUUGCUCCAGAGACGACCCAAAACUAGAGAUCUGCCUUGCCAGAACAGCCAAUACACUUGUCGAACACUUCCGUCAAGGUCUACCGCAACUAGGUUAUCAUGAUGUGGAACCAAUUAUCCUGGACGAGUUGCAUAUCGCGCUUGGCGGUGGUCCAAAUGGUUACAGAGCGCAAUUUAAAAAUAUUACUGCAAGAGGAGUCUCUGCCCUGAGAAUAACCGGCUUGAGGACGAGACUGACUGACGAUGAGGUGCAAUUGCAACUGGCUUUUAGCAUUCCAAGAAUUAGAGCUGCCGCGAGAUACCGGUCUAGUGGAACAUUAAUCUUAGUACAAGCUAGUGGUGCCGGCGAUUAUUGGGGCGAAUAUGAGGACGUCAGGGCCAAGGUCUUUAUCAGAGCAAAACCAUUUUUGUAUGAGGGCCGUCGUUACCUCAGAUUGCAGCAACUAAAAAUGGACUUCAGCGUAAAGGAUAUCAAAAUGGGAGUUGAAAACGUACUCAACACUAACAGCAUAUUACUGGCAGCACUCAAUCUUUUCAUCAAUACCAACAGUCAAGAAUUGUUGAAGGAGAUGAAGCCGGAUCUUAGAAGGAAACUAGUGCAAGUGAUGUCGAGUUUCGUAGAGAAUCUGUUUGCUCAAGUGCCGUAUGAUGCCUGGAUUACGGAUUAAACAAUCGUUUGAUAAUUGUCAAGAGCAAAACCUAAUCGUAAUUAUUGCGUAAUUGAUGAACCUUUGAAUGCGGGU